This is a messenger RNA of Solanum dulcamara, 3093 nucleotides long. Its product is annotated as calcium-transporting ATPase 12, plasma membrane-type-like. Gene Ontology annotation, biological process: calcium ion transmembrane transport. The record is from RefSeq and is a predicted model, not a curated record. Gene Ontology annotation, cellular component: intracellular membrane-bounded organelle; membrane. The transcript has a single exon. The coding region runs from base 1 to 3093 and encodes 1030 amino acids. Gene Ontology annotation, molecular function: ATP hydrolysis activity; ATP binding; P-type calcium transporter activity. NCBI's taxonomy places the organism in Eukaryota, Viridiplantae, Streptophyta, Magnoliopsida, Solanales, Solanaceae.
AUGUGUGACAACAUCUUGCAAGUGCAGUUACCACCUAUUUUAACCUCCCCCGCCAGGAAAAGAUGGCGUUGGGCGUUUAAAAUUCUCUAUACUGCCAGGGCAUUACUGUCUACAGCCAGGAAAAUUGUUGCGGAAAACAAGACUGAGCUCUUGAGCAACUUUUCGCGCUCUCAAUCUUACACAACAGUUGAUAUUGAACCAGAAUGUUUUUCAAACAUCAACAAACCAACCUUAGCAAAACUCGUUCGAGUUAGAGAUGUUCAACAGUUUGGUGGGGUGGAUGGCUUGUUGUUUAUCUUGAAAGCUGAUGCUGAGAAGGGUAUCCUAGGUGAUGUUAAGGAUAUUGCUUCUCGGCGCAUACGUUUUGGAACCAACACAUUUAAGAAGCCAUCAAUAAAUCUUUUGCAAAUCCUGUUGAAGAGCCUCAAAGAUCCCAACAUCAUCAUUGUACUACUGUAUGUUGUUUUAUCCCUUUGUUUUGGGAUAAAAAAACAUGGGCUGAAAGGAUGUUUGGAUGGGGGAAUUAUACUAAUUGCCCUGUUUCUUGCCAUCAGUCUCUCUGCUUAUUGUAACUAUUGGCAGAAACAGCAACUUUAUGAACUUUGCCGGCCAAUUGAAACUGUCCCCAUUCUUGUGAUUAGGGAUGGGAAGGAUACGCGUAUCACAUUAUCUGAAGCAGUUGUUGGAGAUGUCAUUCGCUUGAAAGCCGGAGAUCAAAUCCCUGCUGAUGGGAUAUACAUAGGCCAGCAAUCUUUACAAAUUGAUGAAUCAACCAUAACAAGGAAAAAUGACCUUGUGGAAGUUGACAAUAGCAGCAACAUGUUCUUGUUAUCUGGUAGCAAGGUCUUGAAGGGUAACGGUCGAAUGAUUGUUACAGCAGUAGGCAUGGAUACAGCAUUGGCAGAAAUCAUUAGUCCAGUUUGUGUCAAUCAUGAUCAUAAAUCACUUUUACAAAAGAAACUGCACAAACUGACCUCACAGAUAGCAAAGGUUGGUUUGGCUGUUAGUUUCCUGGUUCUCUUAGUGCUGUUGGUCCGUUACUUCAUAGGGAAUAUGCGAAACAAUGGGAGAAAGUUGUUCAUUGGAGGUAAGACAAGUAUACAAGAUGUAUGGAAAGCCUUUCUUGGGAUUCUAGCAACUCCAGUUGCAAUUGCAUCGGGUGCUAUUCCAGAAGGUUUAACACUAGCUUGUGCACUAACCAUAGCUUACUCAACCAAGAAGAUGAUCGCUGAUCAAGCACUUGUUAGAAGUCUUUCAGCUUGUGAAGCAAUGGCCUCUGCUACAGUGAUUUGUACAAACAAGGAAGGCGUACUGACUGAAAACUCUCUGCAGGUCAGCCAGUUUUGGCUAGGCAAAGAGUAUAUUGGAAAAAGUACUUUCUCCUCAUUCGCACCAGAAAUUCUUGAUCUGCUUCAUGAAGGAAUGGCGCUGAACACAACCAAGAUCCCACCAGAUGGAUCUUCAUUUGAACACAUUGAGGAUCAAAUUCAAAAGGCAAUUUUGGCCUGGGGCAACAAAAGCAUGAAUAUGGAUUUACAACAACUGAAAAAAAGCUGUACACUUGUCCAUGCUGAAAGCUUCAACUCGGAAUACCAAGGGCGUGUUUUGAUAAGGAGGAAUGCUGACAGCAAAGUACAUGUGCACCACAAAGGAACUCCAGAGGCAAUACUGGAAAUGUGUUCACGUUACUACGAGGAGACAGGAGAUGUCAAAGAUAUAAAUGAUGAUGCUAGAGCAGCGUUGCAGCAAACAAUUACAAAUAUGAAAAGGGAUGGUUUGCAGUGUGUUGGUUUUGCAUAUAGAGUUGUGACAGCAGAACAUCAGAUUGAUCAUGAAGGGAAUUUCCAUCCCAAGCUCAAAGAAGAUGAUUCGAUCUUAUUAGCAUUUGUCGGUCUGAAAGCCCCAUGUAGAGAACAAGCACGGAAAGCUGUGAUGAACUGCCAAGAUGCUGGGGUGAAAAUCAAAAUCAUUACAAAGGACGAUAUCCACACAGCUCGUGCAUCAGCUAUUGAUUGUGGUAUAAUUGGUCCUGAUCACAAUACAUCUACUGAAGAAGUCAUUGAAGGAACAACAUUCCAAGAAUAUACUGAAGAUGAAAGAUUGGAGAAAGUUGAUAACAUUCGUGUGAUUGCAAGAGCCUCAACGCUGGACAAGCUUCUGAUGGUACGAUGCUUGCAAAAGAAAGGUCAUGUUGUCGCAGUUACUGGAGACAGAGUGGGAGAUGCAGAAGCGCUUAGAGAAGCCAAUGUGGGGCUUUCACUGGGUAAUCAAGGAACUGACACAGCAAGGAACAGCUCGGAUAUUGUCAUCAUGGAUGAUAACUUUGCUUCCAUAGCUAGAGUUCUAAGUUGGGGAAGAACCACAUACAACAAUGUUCAGAUAUUCACCCAAUACCAACUAACAGCAACUAUUGCUUCUUUGGUGAUAGACUUUGUGACAGCAAUUUCAGCUAACGAGCCCGUGACCAUCAACAUUGUCACAGUAAUUUCAGCAGGCAAUGUUCCCUAUGCAAUGCUUCAGGUACUUUGGGUAAAGCUGAUGGUGGGGACAUUAGCAGCCGUGGCUCUCACUAUCGACAAGCCUGGAACAAAGCUCAUGCAACAGCCACCAACUGACAAAGAUGAGCCAUUUAUAACCAAUAUCAUGUGGAAAAAUAUACUGGGACAAGCGUUGUACCUGAUCUCAGUGUUGCUUACCAUCCAAUUCACAGGUGAAUCAGGAUACCAAUUAAGUGACAAGGAAAAGGACACAAUGAUCUUCAACAUCUUUGUGCUUUGUCAACUAUUCAACAUAUUCAACCUGAGAAAGUACGAAGGGGGUCUCCUCAGAGAGCUAAAAACAAAGCGGUUAUUUUGGGGGAUUGUGGGAAUGAUAGUCGUUAUCCAAGUUGCGAUGAUUGAAAUGCUGAAGAAGUUUGCAUGUACAGAGAGGUUGAAUUGGCAGCAUUGGAAAGUUUGUAUUGGGAUAGCUGCUUUAUCAUGGCCAAUUAGUUUGCUCAUAAAAUGCAUACCUGUUCCAAACAAGCCUUUGUUUAGUUGUAGGAAAAGCCAGAACUUUAGUUACUCAAGAUUUGGAUCAAGUGCUAGGAUAUAG